AUGAAUGGAAACGGGCAUGGACAUCUGCCCAGCGUCGACGACUAUGGCGUCCCCCCACGCACCGGCGUCGAUCCCAGCGGGAAGGUCGUCGUGGACUCGUAUCGCGCGGACAUUGUGAACGGCUUCGAGAAGGAUGCACCAAUGUACAAUCCGAUCAACCCGGAGAGGACGCAGAGUUCGUCGCACGUCGACCUCGCCGACCCGAUACAGGUCCACCUCCUUACCGAGACGGCCCUGUCUGACAGCAAGGAAUACGAAAUCCUCUCACAGGAAGAAAUCGACGACUUGAAGAAACUAUGCGCCUUCAUCAACCAGCGGAUAGACUCCACGCGGUCGAACCUUCUGAUCCAGGCGAAGUUUCGAGAUGCCGCUAUCUCCAUGGCCAAGCUAUACUCACCUACCAACACUAGCCCGGAUGCUGGCAUUGACGAGACGGAUCGGCAGGCGGGUGCGGAAAGGGAGGAAAGCGAGCGCCGGUGCGAGGAGUUAGCAGCAGAGCUGUUCUACCUUGAGAAGAAAAUUAUGGAACCCAAGAGGAGGUUGCUCGAGCACACGGCUGGUAUCCUCCAGCUCACACACAAGGCGUCCAGGAGAAAGGGCGCAAUGAACGACCAGGCGCCAAACGGAGUUCCCGGAAGCCCAGAGAGCAUGUACACAUACACGCAAAGCCGAAACAGCCUGGACGGGCCCGACGAUUUCUACACAGAUGAUACAAGCUUCACCGGCUUCGAUCCACUGGAUACACGGGGACCAAGGAAAAACCCGCUCGAGAUUCCCAUGAAGUCGCCCAUCCGAGAGCAGCAAAGCCAGCUGAAGGAGGAGAACCAGGCGCUGAUCCAAUCCAUUGCCGACAUGGAAAAGAGGUUGGAGGGAUUAAACGGUUCAUUACGGGAGACAAUUGUGCGAUUCAAUCCCGAGGGCAACGCUGGGUACGAUGGCCCGCCCGAUGCCUCGCAAUCACAGGGUAUGAAGCCUGGGGAGAUGCUGUGGAACCAGAUCGAAUACCUCGAAAGUGGCCUUGUGGCAGUUCAAGCCGAGCAGGAGUCGCGCAUGAACGAACCCAGAGUCGUCAGUGACACCAGUGGCGUGGACAGGACAUUGAUGGAGCUGUGGGAGAUGAUCCAAACGGGGUACACCAGCAUCAAGGAGCAGAACCACGACCGAAGGCGGGCGCGAGCAGAAAAGGGGCUCGAGGACGAUGAGUCCGAUGACGACGGCAUCGAUAUUGCCGAGUCGUACAACCUCCUCAACUUCUCAACAAGAGUACGUUGGCUCUACAGGCAAGCCACGACAUUGAAGGACCAAAAGUCGGUCUUGAAGCGGCAGAUCAAGCAGCAGCGCGAGCUGAACAACAAGUCCGACGCCGAGAAGGAUGCGGAACUCGCACAGAAGCAAGAAGAGCUGGAGCAGAGCCACGUCCUCAUCAGCCGCGCCGAGAAAGAUUUUGCAGAUGCACAGAGGAUGCUCUCAGAGACGCUCGAGGACCUGGAGCAAGCCCGCGAGGACGCUCUCCAGGCAAGGGCCAACGCAGGUCCCAGCGAGGAGAUACAGACCGAGCUCCGCGAGCGCGAGGCGCGAACGCAGGUCCUCGAGGCCAAGCUCCAGGAUAUGCAGCAGGAGCUGGCCCAUGCCGAGGCGGAGAGCCAGGGCACGCAGCAGAGGCUCUUGCAGGUGGACGCGUCUAUCAGCGCGCUGAGCACAGCGCUCGACGAGGCGACGCGUGCGCGCGACGAGGCGCAGGCCGCUCUCCAGAGUCGCAACACGGAAUACGAAGACCUUAAUCUGCUAUACGCCAACCUCAAGACGGAAAUCACCAUUGCGCGCGCUGAGCUCGAUGGCGCCUAUGGGACGCGUGCCGAGCGCGCGGCCGACGUCGCCGCCAAGCAGACCAACAGCGAGAUUGAGCGCCUGCGGACCGAGCUCCGUGCCACGGCCCAGGAGCUGGAGGACGUCACCAAGGAGACCCUCGCCUCGGAGCGGGAGAAGAUUGGGCUCGAGACCAAGCUUGACGAGGCGCUCGCCGUGCGGUCCGAGGUGGAGGCGGAAAUCAACCAGGUCAGGGAGCGGAUGGACGAGGAGAUCUCACGCGCCCGGGAGAGGAUCGAGAUGCUACAGGAGGAGCUCGAUGGAGAGAGGCUCAAGGCGGGCCGGGGCAGUGGGGACGGACCCGGUCGCGUGGGCAUGGGCGCGACGAUGCUGAGCGAGCAGUUCAGGACGACGAUGAGAGAAGAGAGGAAGAAGUACCAGGAGGAUCUCAAGGAGGAGCGCGCAAGGUGUCGCAAAUUAGAAGAAGAGCUCUCGCGGCUGAAACGGGCCCAGGGGCCGGGCAAGAGUCCCUUGAGUCCACGGCAGUGA
Emericellopsis cladophorae is the source of this 2355-nucleotide messenger RNA. RefSeq lists its product as uncharacterized. The record is from RefSeq and is a predicted model, not a curated record. Bases 1 to 2355 code for a protein of 784 amino acids. The transcript has 3 exons. Lineage: Eukaryota; Fungi; Ascomycota; Sordariomycetes; Hypocreales; Bionectriaceae.